Messenger RNA from Desarmillaria tabescens, 438 nucleotides. RefSeq lists its product as uncharacterized. The transcript has 5 exons. NCBI's taxonomy places the organism in Eukaryota, Fungi, Basidiomycota, Agaricomycetes, Agaricales, Physalacriaceae. Bases 1 to 438 code for a protein of 145 amino acids. The record is from RefSeq and is a predicted model, not a curated record.
AUGUCUCAAAUCGAUCCCGACUUUUCAUCUAUCCAAAUAAUCACAAGGCAGUUCUCUGAUUCAUGGUUAAACAAAGUCAUCAUUGAGUCCCUAACCCAUGGCAUGUACAUGGCCUUGUUUGCCAUCGCACUAUUGCAAAUAUUGUCGAGCACAACUAUCCAUAGGCGGCAGGUGAAGAUUCUUGCUGGGAUCUCAGGGUUCAUGUACAUCAUGGCAACGAUGCAUAGACAGAAGAAACGAGGUAUUCCUGCUACAUUGAAGAGGCUCUGUGCAUUGAAGAGGCUGGCUGUGGGCACCUGUGGAAUAGUGAGCGGGCUAAAAGGCGAACCUCAAAAACCCACACACACACUCACACAGCUACACAAACUACAAUCACCCUCAGUUUAUCUUAUUCUCAGCGCUCUUAGCGAAGCUAAGCUUUCUCUAAUGAAUCCCUAA